This is a messenger RNA of Canariomyces notabilis, 1875 nucleotides long. RefSeq lists its product as uncharacterized. The record is from RefSeq and is a predicted model, not a curated record. The coding region runs from base 159 to 1805 and encodes 548 amino acids. Gene Ontology annotation, molecular function: catalytic activity; FAD binding. The transcript has 2 exons. Lineage: Eukaryota; Fungi; Ascomycota; Sordariomycetes; Sordariales; Chaetomiaceae. Gene Ontology annotation, cellular component: mitochondrion.
GCACUUGUCGCCGGUUUCGCUGUCAACGCGAGUGAGAAUCUCAGUUUAACCAUUCCGAACUGACCUUGUGUAUUGACAUGUUUACAAUUUUUCUUAUAUUUCCAUAUAUAAGGUAAUUAAAUCUCUUCAUGUUCAUCUUGGGUUGAGGUUGUUUUAUCAUGGCCACCCGCCCCCAACUCACGCCUCUCCUGAGGAGAUUGGUGCGGCCGCGCACAAGCCUAAGCAGGCAAUCAACAGUACAACAACAGCUACCGUGCCACCCCGUGCGUUGCUUCAGCAGUUCACGGCCCCGGCUUUUCCAGACGACAGCAGUGGCAUGCAAGGGCCAGUUCACGAGCGAGACGUACCCAGAUAUCCAGCGAGACAAGCGGUUUGCUCAACUUACACAAGAACAUGUUGCCUUCUUCAGGAACCUCCUUGGCACCGACUCGGCCAUCAUCGACGGUGUGACAAGUGACGCGGCAGACGACAUCGAGCCUUUUAACAGCGACUGGAUGCGCAAGUACCGUGGCCACUGCAAGUUGGUGCUCAAGCCCGGCUCGACGGACGAGGUCAGCAAGAUUCUCAAGUACUGCAACGACAACAUGCUGGCAGUCGUCCCGCAAGGUGGAAACACUGGCCUGGUUGGAGGAUCCGUACCGGUGUUUGACGAGAUUGUCGUCAACAUGAGCCGCAUGAACCAAAUCAUCGAAUUCGACGAGGUCAGCGGCACUCUGGUGGCCGAGGCUGGGUGCAUCCUCGAAGGCGCCGACCACUUCUUGGCGAGCAAAGGUUACAUCUUCCCCCUAGACCUCGGCGCGAAAGGAUCGUGCCACAUUGGAGGGAAUCUGGCUACUAACGCCGGCGGCCUGCGACUGCUCAGGUAUGGAAGCCUGCAUGGAACUGUGCUCGGGAUAGAGGUUGUCCUUGCCGACGGCACUGUCGUUGACGACCUCUGCAAGCUCCGCAAGAAUAACACGGGCUACGACCUGAAGCAGCUUUUCAUCGGCGCCGAGGGCACCAUUGGCAUCAUCACCAAGGUGUCGAUCCAGUGCCCCCAGCGCUCCGCCGCUCAGAAUGUUGCCUUUUUCGGCCUCGAGUCCUUCGACAAAGUCCAGCAGGCAUUCCGGGAGGCCAAAGGCCAGCUAUCCGAAAUCUUGUCCGCAUUCGAGCUCAUGGACGAGGGCAGCCAGGCGCUGGUCAGGCAGGUCACCAAUAACAAGCGGCCCCUGGAAGACCAGUAUCCGUUCUACUGCCUGAUCGAGACGAGUGGCUCCAACGCCGACCACGACAGUGAGAAGCUUCAGGCCUUCCUCGAGGAUGUCAUGGAAAAGGGCGUCGUCGCCGACGGGACACUGGCCCAGGACGAGACACAGUAUAGGUCCCUGUGGGCUUGGCGUGAGGGCAUUACCGAGGCAUUGGGCCAUCUCGGCGGCGUGUACAAGUACGAUGUCUCGAUCCCCAUCAAGGAGCUGUACCAGCUGGUCGAGGAUACGCGGGCGCGAGUCGACGCCGCUGGCUUGCUGGGAGAUACGGAUGAGUACCCCGUUCGGGCUGUGGUUGGAUAUGGGCACAUGGGAGAUGGAAAUCUCCACUUGAAUGUCUCUACGAGGCGCUUUGAUGAGCGGGUUGAGAAGGUUCUGGAGCCGUUCGUCUACGAAUGGAUUGCGGAACGACAAGGCAGCAUUAGCGCAGAACACGGGCUGGGGCUGAUGAAGAAGAAGUAUAUUGGAUACAGCCGCAAUCCCACCAUGGUCGGUUUGAUGAGGAAUAUCAAGAACACCUUCGACCCUAAAGGUAUUCUCAACCCCUACAAAUAUCUGUAAGCUUGCCAACCGCGAGCUGGCGAUAUGUCCAUUCGGUGAGCCACUGGAAUUCCCGGUGCUGCCCGUCUCA